UCUUUUCCCCAUCAGCUGGAAAUGUUUUCCAUGCUGGUUUUGGUGUUCUCCUUUCACCCCUCAGCUGGAAAUGUUUCCCGUGCUGGUUUUGCUGUUCUCUUUUCCCCAUCAGCUGCAGCAGCUCGCUGGGCCUCCCUGGAAUCAAUCUCAAUCAGGGUCGUGCCCCUCCUUCCAGAUCCUGCCCAGUGCUGCUUCCAGCUUGGGAAUGCCAGCAGGGGAAGGAUGUGGAGCUGCUGAGGAGAUCCAGGGGACCAGAGGGGUGGAACAGCUCUGCUGGGAAGAAAGGCUGGGAGAGCUGGGGUUGUUCACCUGGAGAGGACAGGGUUUGGGGUGACCUCAGUGUGACUUUCCAGUGCAGGGAGACAGAUGGAGAGGGACUUUCCAAGGGCCUGGAGUGACAGGACAAGGGGGAAUGGCUUCAGAGUGUCAGAGAGUGGCUCUAGGCUGGAUCUUGGGGUGAAAUUCCUCUCUGUGAGGGUGGGCAGGUCCUGGCACAGGGUGCCCAGAGAAGCUGUGGCUGCCCCUGGAUCUCUGAGAGUGUCCAAGGCCAGGCUGGACAGGGCUUGGAGCAGCCUGAGAUAGUGGAAGGUGUUGGCAUGAGGGAUGGGAGUGAAAUGAUUUUGAAGGUCCCUUCCAAGCCAAACCAUUCUGGGAUUCUCUGUCCUUCCUCACUGGGGCCACAGCCCUGCAGCCGAGCACUCAAACACAACAACAAAGGCUCUUUGUUGCCACCUCUCAAACCCAAGUGCCUCGUUUGCACUCUGAGCUGUCAUUUAGAAAACCCAGAGUUAUUUUGAGCCCUGAAUUGUCCCUGGUGCUGUCAGCAGGGCCGCGCUCAGAAACGUGCACCGUGCAGGUCACCCUGUCCUGGCAUUCCCUUGAAACCUGUCACUGCCUCACACAUCCUGCUGCUCCUUGCUCCCAGGCAACUGGAGGGACUCCGGGAAGCCACAGGAGUGACAGAUGAUUACAGGGCACGUGGAAUCCCGUGGGAGGGGAGCUGGGAAGGGUGGCUGCCCACCCCACAGCAUUGUUGGCAUCUCGCAGCGUUCAAAAGUAGAGCUUGAGGAAGAAAAUGUUGGGGAUUCAAAGGUGUCGGGUGUAAAUGGCAGUAGUUUUUCUUCUCAGUUCCGGAUUGCUCUCACACCUGAGCUGCAAACAGCAUUUUUUGCCUCUAAGAAGUCCAAGAAGGGAGCAUGGACCAGCCCAGUGGAAGGAGUUUCAUGCAAGUUCUGUGUGAGAAAUACAGCCCUGAGAACUUCCCCUACCGCCGUGGGCCUGGCAUGGGGGUGCACGUCCCAGCAACUCCGCAGGGCUCGCCCAUGAAAGACCGCCUGAACCUGCCCAGCGUGCUGGUGCUCAACAGCUGUGGCAUCACCUGUGCCGGGGACGAGAACGAGAUCGCCGCCUUCUGCGCCCACGUCUUUGAGCUCGACCUCUCUGACAACAAACUGGAAGACUGGCACGAGGUCAGUAAAAUUGUGUCCAACGUCCCCCACUUGGAGUUUCUAAACCUGAGUUCCAACCCUCUCAGUUUGUCCGUUCUAGAGCGAAGUUGCGCUGGGUCUUUCGCCGGCGUCCGCAAACUUGUGCUCAACAACAGCAAAGCUUCCUGGGAAACAGUGCACACCAUCCUGCAGGAAUUACCCGACUUGGAGGAACUCUUCCUGUGCCUUAACGACUACGAAACAGUGUCUUGUUCUCCAGUUUGCUGUCAGUCUCUCAAGCUACUCCACAUAACUGACAAUAACCUUCAAGACUGGACUGAAAUUCGAAAGUUGGGAAUUAUGUUUCCAUCACUGGACACACUUAUCCUGGCUAACAACAACCUCACCACCAUCGAAGAGUCAGAAGAUUCCCUGGCAAGGCUCUUCCCCAACCUGAGAUCCAUCAACUUGCACAAGUCAGGUCUGCAUUGCUGGGAAGACAUUGACAAGUUAAAUUCUUUCCCGAAGCUCGAGGAAGUGAAAUUGCUGGGAAUUCCUCUGCUGCAGUCUUACACCACCGAGGAACGCAGGAAGCUGCUAAUAGCCAGGUUGCCAUCCAUCACCAAGCUCAACGGCAGCAUCGUGGCCGACGGCGAGCGGGAGGACUCGGAGCGCUUCUUCAUCCGCUACUACAUGGAGUUCCCCGAGGAGGAGGUGCCCUUCAGGUACCACGAGCUGGUCACCAAGUACGGGAAGCUGGAGCCCUUGGCAGUGGUGGAUCUGCGGCCUCAGAGCAGCGCCAAGGUGGAGGUUCACUUCCAGGACAAGGUGGAGGAGAUGUCCAUCCGCCUCGACCAGACUGUGGCAGAGUUGAAGAAGCACUUAAAAACUGUGGUGCAGCUGUCAACAAGCAACAUGCUUCUCUUCUACUUGGACCAGGAAGCUCCUUUUGGUCCUGAGGAGAUGAAAUACAGCUCGAGGGCGCUGCAUUCCUACGGCAUCCGGGAUGGGGAUAAAAUUUACGUGGAGCCCAGAAUGAAAUAGCGUUUUUGCCCACACCCACACGCCCCCACACACCCGCACACAUGCAUUGAGGAGUUUUUUGCAAGGUUUUUAUUUCAGUUGGUUGGUUGAGGUUUGGUUGUGUUUCUGUAGCAGGUAAUUUCUUAGCCCGGAGGAAGUGUCCUGAUCUGAGAACCAUGCCCACCAUCCACUGCAGGUGACCUUGAGGUGACAAUUGACUUCAGGACGUGUGUUUCAGUGUGGGCAAUACCUUGAUGUUUCCUUUGAUGCUCCGGUAUACUCGUGAUUUGGCAUGAAUGGUCAGUUGUUCAAGCUAAACAAUGCCAGGGUCCAUAAGGGAGGAGACAGCUCGGUGCAGAAUUUGACCUGUUGUUUUCUUUUCCUAAAUUUUUUGGUGUUUUGCUCCACCAGAUCUCCCUUUGGCCUAGCUAUCCAACUGUGGCUCGAGCUUGCUGUAGUAUUUUCUUGCAGCUUGGUGCUGUCUCAACCUUUUGUUGUGCUCGAGUUCACAGGAAUGAUCUCCAUCAGUAUUCUGCUUGAUUCAGAGCUCAGGUACUUUAGUGCAUCCACUUCACUCCACUGGUUUGCUUUCUGUGAGUGCACAACACGGGGGAAAGAAAAAGAACUUCCCUGAAAGAAACUUUCUUUUCAAAGUGCACGCUCUAUAUCCACCUGAUUUUGGGGGGAAAAAAGGAGGUUUUGGCUGCUGUACCCAUCUCACACGGUGCCUGCAGCCUGUGGGGAUAAAGGGUGUGUUGGAAAGCGAAUUUUGGGAGGUGGUGGAUGAGCGCUGCACUGGAAGGGCUUUUAGAACAACAGGUCAACAAGGGGUUGAAGAGCAGCUUCCCCUGUUGUCCAUCGUGAUGCUGAAGAGAUCCUCCGUGCACUUCACCUUGUACCAGUGGGUGCUGCAAGUGGAAUGCCUAAAAUUCCUCUCCUGGGAGAGAGGAAGAGUCAAGUUGAAGUUUGUGUUUGUUGCUGUUGCACCAGUUCAAACCUAGCACUUUGCCCGGGGCCCCUGGCCGGGGGUCCCUGCGUAGGGUCCGAACUCGGAGGAUGUGUUGGCUCGGGUCAGCCUCUGGAGGUGGAGGAACAAAGCAGCUGGACUCGCGUUGGGCGUUCAGCAGGUUUCACUCCAGCAAAGCAGCUGGACUCAUGUUGGGCGUUCAGCAGGUUUCACUCCAGCAAAGCAGCUGGACUCGCGUUGGGCGUUCAGCAGGAUUCACUCUCUCU
This is a messenger RNA of Motacilla alba alba, 3683 nucleotides long. It is a transcript of the gene TBCEL, whose product is annotated as tubulin folding cofactor E like. NCBI's taxonomy places the organism in Eukaryota, Metazoa, Chordata, Aves, Passeriformes, Motacillidae. The coding region runs from base 1197 to 2471 and encodes 424 amino acids. The transcript is spliced from 8 exons. The record is from RefSeq and is a predicted model, not a curated record. Gene Ontology annotation, molecular function: alpha-tubulin binding. Gene Ontology annotation, biological process: protein folding.